This is a messenger RNA of Prionailurus viverrinus (fishing cat), 2286 nucleotides long. RefSeq names its product short chain dehydrogenase/reductase family 16C member 5 (gene SDR16C5). The transcript has 7 exons. The record is from RefSeq and is a predicted model, not a curated record. Gene Ontology annotation, cellular component: lipid droplet. The coding region runs from base 151 to 1080 and encodes 309 amino acids. Gene Ontology annotation, molecular function: all-trans-retinol dehydrogenase (NAD+) activity. Gene Ontology annotation, biological process: retinal metabolic process; retinol metabolic process. Lineage: Eukaryota; Metazoa; Chordata; Mammalia; Carnivora; Felidae.
CGGGCGCGGCUGACCUACCCUUGGCCUCGGGCCAGCUGCGGGAAUAAACCCCUGAGCCUCGCCCGCCACGAGCCAGUGAGGCGGUGCGCGUAGCAGGGACUGCUUCUCCGCGGACAGCGAGGGCAGCGUGUCCCGGGUCUCAGCCACAGCAUGGCUUCCAACCUGAAGUUCACCAAGGAAUUGAUCACCUUCUUAGGAAAAUCAGUGAUUGCUCUUCUGGAGACCCUGAUUUUCACCUUCAUCCCCAGACCACGGAAGAACGUUGCUGGUGAAAUCGUGCUCAUCACCGGUGCUGGGAGAGGACUGGGAAGGCUCUUGGCCCUCAGAUUUGCCCACCUCGGAUCGGUGCUGGUUCUCUGGGAUAUUAACAAGGAGGGGAAUGAGGAAACAUGCAGGAUGGCUCGGGAAGCCGGAGCCACAAGAGUCUAUGCCUACACUUGCGACUGCAGCCAAAAGGAAGAAAUAUACAGAGUGGCCGAGCAGGUUAAAAAAGAAGUUGGCGAUGUCUCCAUCCUGAUCAACAAUGCCGGAGUUGUGACAGGCAGCGAUUUCCUCAACUGCCCAGAUGACCUGAUGGAAAAGUCUUUAGAUGUGAAUUUCAAAGCACAUUUAUGGACGUAUAAAUGCUUUCUACCUGCUAUGAUAGCUAAUGAUCAUGGCCAUUUGGUUUGCAUUUCAAGUUCAGCUGGAUUAGUUGGAGUAAAUAAACUGGCAGAUUACUGUGCAAGUAAAUUUGCAGCCUAUGGACUUGCUGAAUCUGUAUUUACAGAAACAGUAGUCCAGAAACUAAAGGGGAUCAAGACCACUAUCGUGUGCCCAUUUUUUAUAAACACUGGAAUGUUUGAAGGUUGUUCUACUGUCCGUCCUUUUCUGUUACCGAUUCUGGAACCAGAAUACGUGGCUGAAAAGAUAGUCGAUGCUAUCCUGAAAGAGAAAGUGUACUUAUAUGUGCCAAGGUUUUUAUACUUCGUAAUGGUUCUUAAAAGUAUCUUGCCUGUCAAGAUAGCGUUGCUUCUGUGUGACUUUAUGGGCAUCUUUAACAUAAUGGAUGGCUUCGUUUGCAAGAACAAGAAACACUAAAGACCAGCUCCACGGCCGACACCAUCCGAUACCCAGUGGUGCAUAAUGCUUAUUUCGAUGGAGAACAGCAUUUUUGUCCAACAGGAUGUAUCUGGAAACUACAAGUACCCUUCUUUUUCUGUUAUCUAGACUCGUAUUUUCAACUGAUGCCUUUGCAAAUAAUGUUGCUAUCUGCUUUUUGGCUAGGUUAUUCUUUUUUUAAUGAAAAAAAAAUAGCCCGUUUUUGUCAAGUCUGCUUGCAACAGAUGGGAGAGAAAAAUAAUCCUCUCUCUCAUGAACUGCCCUUUACUUUGGUCACGGCGGGGGGAGGUGGCUCAAGUGAAGCAGGGAACUGGAGUGAGAGGUGAGGAGCAUGAAUGAGUACAGUAAAACCUUGCACUGCAAGUAACUUGUUCCACAAGUGUUCCACAAGAUGAGCAAACAUUCCUAAUAAGUUUUGACGUGAUAAAGGAACGAUGUCUUGCCAUACGCGUAGUACGUGACAGCGAAUGUCACGUGAUCACGACUUAGCCAAUGGUUCUUGAAAUUCGCUUUGAGGUACAAGUGCUUUCGAUUACAAGCACCCUUCCGGAACAAAUUAUGCUCGCAAACCAAGGUUUUACUGUAGAUUGCUAGAAUGCCCUCUUUACAGAGGACACAGGGCUCUGGGUUCUCUAUCACCCUGCUCUCAGCCUUGGCCUUUUUGAGCCUAUGCCACCAGGUAUAGGACAGGCCAGCCUCCCGUGUCCUUCUUCCCAACACAGUCACACCAACGCUGACUGCUUAAUGCCCUGUGUGCUCACAGACUAAGUGCCAGUGCUGCUGAGGGUACAUCAGGAGCCACUGUGUCAGGAAGCCUUCCUGCACAUUCCCUGAAUGAACUUGGGAGACAGUGACUCUAGCCCAAAGUCUACACAGGAGCACAUUUUUUUCCCUAGAAGAGAUCAAAAAAUGGUUGCUUCUGACUCUGAAAAUGACAUUUCUACUGAGCUAGUUUAACUGCUGCCUGUUAGUCCAGAAAACAUAUCCAUGUGGUUAAUUUCAAAUGUUUAAUUCAGCACUUCAGGUUGGGGUUCGUGUUGUAUUCUUCCACAGAAUGGGCAAUUCUACGCGUUGGUGUUCGUCGAUGCUGCCUUUAUCUCAAAUCUGUUGUAUUCUUGCAGCUUAAUGGCCUGGCCAACUGCUCUCAUGAUUUGGAUAUUAACUAUAAAAGCAAGGUUAAGAAAA